UGUUUUCUAUCCCUGUCAAGGUAGAGUAAAGGAUUGACCAGUUGAGAUGACAGACAAUGAAAACAUCUUUACACUUGAUCAAAUGGGGGAUUUGAGUAAAUAGGGAGUAGUUGGGAGUGGAAAUCUGGAAAACUCAUAACAGAAGCCUGCUAUUUUAGUAGCCUUGCAGAUAUAGAAGUGAUACAAGCUAAAUGUGGUUGUCUUGGCCCAUGGUGCAGGUGCACCACUAGAACAUUCCACUCCUUUUGAAUUGGAACCUGGAAAUAUAUUAAGAGCUUUUGAGAAUGUUCUUCUGCUAUGUUCCAUUACGGAGUAGGAAUGGGAGGAAAAUGUCCUUUUGGCAUUACUAAUGUUUAGGACACAUUCCCCUAAAAGAGCGACUCCAUGAGCUCUAUUCCUUAAUCCUUAGUAGUAAAAAGAAACGGAUGAGAGAUCUGCUUUCUGAGAACAACAACAACAACGACAUACCCAGUGUGAUCCUACAAGUGGGGUCUGAGGAAGGUAGGAUGUACGCAGACCUAACCCCUACCUUUGUGGGACAGAGAGGCUGUUUCUGAUAGAUCCUCGGCUCAAGAAAAACGUUUUUCAAAAUAGGAGAACACACAAUCAAUUGAAACAUUGAAGAUAGUGUCUACUCACUGUUGAAAUAUCUAGAUCAGAUGCAAGAUUUUUCUUGAAGUACUGACAGUCAAAACCUUGCUAUAAAAACUCACUAGUUCAGGAAUCUUGUGUUGGCCAUGGAAAUUGAUGCGUAAUCUAGUAUCCCCAGAAAGGUUGCUUUUGUUAGAUAGCUGCUCAUAAUGAUUGUUUAACACAGAGAAAUUUGCAGAAGGGGUCUAUCUUUGUGUAGCAGAUGCCAUCUUAAUGAAUGAACUGGAACAUGAAGUUUCUGACUAAUAUUCUUCUGCAUUUUCCUGUCCUUCACAACUUUGGCAACUAUUCCUAACCAUUUUUGGAUGGCAGUGGGUAGUGCUUAAUGCAGGUAAAAAACUUUUUUUUUUUUUGUGCUGGGUGGGGAGAAAAAACAAAAGGGAGAUAUAGAAGAUAUGGAACAGAACAUCAGCAUGUGGCUUUGGGUCCUGCUGAUUGAAGAAAUUGACGUUUUUUAAGAUGGCACGAGUGUCGCUUCGUGGAGUAAAUACAAAAGAUCUUUUUGUGGACAAAAUUAGAAAAGCAGUUGCAAAUGUGAAACAAGGUUCUUGGUUACUGGGUGGCAGUUGGAAUAAUGAUAUUUGGGGAGGUGAUUUACCAAUGGCGUCGUGGAUUGAUAGUAUCACUCCUCAUAAUCCAGUCUGGUUAUCAAGGAUGGAUGGUCAUAUGGGCUUAGCUAAUACAGUGGCUCUAACACUUGCUGGAAUUUCACGUAACAAUGAGAAUCCAAAUGAUGGAGCUAUUGUUAGAAAUAAUGAAGGGGAACCUACUGGUCUGUUGAUUGAUUCUGCUAUGAAGCUUGUCCUCUCCCACAUCCCAGAAGCCUCAGUUGAUGAAAGGAGGGAAGCACUAUUAAGAGCUAGCAAUCAUGCAUUAAAGAGGGGUGUGACAACAGUUGUGGAUUUUGGCAGAUAUUUUCCAGGGUCUUCACCUGAGUACCCAUGGGAGGACUUUUCAGAUGUAUAUAAAUGGGCUGAUUUAUCAGGAAAUAUGAUGACCAGAGUUUGCUUAUUCUUUCCAAUGGAGACUUGGUCACGGUUAGUGGAUCUUAUGAGCAAGUCAGGGCGCGUGCUGAGCCAAUGGAUUUAUUUGGGUGGUGUCAAGGCUUUUGCUGAUGGAUCUUUGGGAUCUAACAGUGCAUUGUUUCGUGAGCCAUAUGUUGAUGAUCCAAACAAUUAUGGGCUGCAAGUGGUGGAUCUGGAUGAUCUAUACAACAUGACUCUUUCUUCAGAUAAAUAUGGCCUUCAGGUCAGCAUCCAUGCUAUAGGUGACAGAGCGAAUGGCUUGAUAUUGGAUAUGUAUACUUCUCUGGCUUCUGAGAAACAAAUUAGAGACCGACGAUUUAGGAUUGAGCAUGCUCAACAUUUGGCUCCAGGAACAGUAGCUCGUUUUGGUGAACAAUCUGUAAUUGCUUCAGUGCAGCCAGAUCACUUAUUGGAUGAUGCUGAUUCUGCAACGAAGAAACUUGGUUCUGAAAGGGCAGAAAGAGGAUCUUAUCUGUUCAAGUCACUCCUGACGAACAAUGCACAGUUGGCAUUUGGCUCGGAUUGGCCAGUAUGUGAUUUCUGGAUUUCAUCUGUUUGUGUUUCUGUCAGUACUCAAUUUCUUGUUAAAUUCUGUUAUGCCAUGUGGUUUGUUGCUGUCCUUUUUCAGGUCGCUGAUAUUAAUCCAUUGAAAAGCAUAAGGACAUCGAUGAAAAGAAUACCUCCUGGUUGGGAAAAGGCUUGGAUUCCAUCAGAGUGCUUGUGUCUCAAAGAUGCGUUGAAGGCGUACACAAUUUCGGCUGCGCAUGCAUGUUUUCUUGAUAAAUAUGUUGGAUCAUUGUCUCCCGGAAAAUAUGCGGAUUUUGUGGUUUUGUCAACUAAUUCAUGGGAAGACUUUGCAACUGAAGUUUCUACUGAUGUUGAGGCAACAUAUAUUGGUGGCUCAAAGGCUUACUCCAUAAGAUCUGAAGACAAAAAGUGAAUAGCACAGGAGAGGAAUAUUAUACUUAAAAGGGAUGCAUAAAUAGAAACUGUUGUGCCAGCCAGGAAGCGCGAUAUGCUAUUUAUUAAACUUGGCUGGCUUCACUUUUAUUACCAGUCUUGAAACUGUUAUGAAGGAGUAUGUGAAUUUUAUUAGUGAAAUUUUGGGGCUAUGA
Molecule: messenger RNA, 2791 nt
Organism: Lycium ferocissimum
Lineage: Eukaryota; Viridiplantae; Streptophyta; Magnoliopsida; Solanales; Solanaceae
Product: protein LONG AFTER FAR-RED 3
Exons: 12
Coding region: 1111-2616 (501 amino acids)
Molecular function (GO): hydrolase activity, acting on carbon-nitrogen (but not peptide) bonds
Source: RefSeq, a predicted model, not a curated record